CGCAUAGCGGACUAUAUAGGGGAUCACGUCAGCGAUAUAACAAUCAAUUCCAUCUUCUAGGAAGUGGUCGCGGCGAGUUUCUACGCGCACCUAAUAUCAAACACAAGACGGAAACAAAUUGAUAGAUGCGAAGAUGACUGAUCAUCAAGUAACUCACCGUCGGGCUUUCCGGCGAACAGACGACUACACUCCGGGAACUGCAAAGGUCAAACUAGUUCACGAAGCUCUCCCGUUGCCCCUCAACCCGACGUCCGUCUUAAUAAAAGUUCACGCCAUCUCCUUGAACUAUAGAGACGCCAAUAUCGCGAAUGGAGGAAACCCCUGGCCGGUAAUACCGAAUGGUAUAUUAUGCAAUGAUGCCGCCGGCGAAGUUGUAGCUGUAGGUGAGAAGGUGAAGGGUUUACUGGUUGGUGAUCGGGUGUCGCCCGUAACUGAUACUGAGUAUAUCUCUGGGCGAGAGCUGGGGCGGUCUUGGCUAGCUGCAGAUGAGGACGGUGUCCUGGCGGAUUACAUAGUAUUUGAUGAGGAUAAGAUAUGCAAGCUCCCUGACCACCUAGAUUGGGUCAGUGCUUCUACAGUUCCCUGCGCGGGAGUGACGGCGUGGGCGGCUUUGAAGGGUAUGAGCAUAGGUCAGACCGUCUUGAUUCAAGGAACCGGCGGCGUGAGCUCAUUUGCACUGAAGCUUGCCCGUGCCGCAGGCCUAAGAGUUAUUUUAACAUCUUCAAGCGACGAAAAGCUCCAGGGGAUGAAGGAAAAGUUCUCGGAUCCUCCGUUGUUAACGGUUAAUUAUGCAGCAGAUCAGGCAUGGCACGAACAAGUUCUGAAGCUCACUGGUGGGGUUGGCGUAGACAUAGUGGUCGAGAACGGAGGAACAUCAUCGCUGAUUAAAAGUAUGAAAUGUACACGCCGAGGAGGGAUUAUCAGCCAGGUUGGGUAUCUCGGGAAACAGAGUCCUAACGACCUGGCCGAACUUGUCCCUCUCAUCAUUGACAGGAGAGUUGUGCUCAGGGGUAUUAAUUGCGGAUCUAAGUAUGACAUGGAGGAUUUCUGCGCAGCUCUAACAACUACCCAAACGCGCCUCGACGAUAUUAUUGACUCAGUUUAUCCAUUUGAACAAGCUGAGACCGCUAUUCAAUAUUUAUGGGAAGGCAAGCAGGUCGGAAAGAUUGUGCUACGUGUUUAAUCUGACCUCUAUGGGUUCCAGGGUUACCUAUAACUUCAGUAGCCACUAUAAUUAUAAUCGAUGCCAGCUCCUACAGGCGCUGUUAAUCUAUUCUAUAGCGACAUGAUCGGGUACCUAACCCGCUGAUUCAGAAAAAUAUCCAC
Molecule: messenger RNA, 1326 nt
Organism: Hypoxylon trugodes
Lineage: Eukaryota; Fungi; Ascomycota; Sordariomycetes; Xylariales; Hypoxylaceae
Exons: 3
Coding region: 134-1183 (349 amino acids)
Molecular function (GO): oxidoreductase activity
Source: RefSeq, a predicted model, not a curated record